AGGCGAGAGCAAAAGAUGCUGGCCCCAAAGGCAACACACAAGAGGGUACGUCCACUGCCAACAUGGUUCAGAGGAACAACCACAACAACAGUAACAACAAGGGAAAGGGAAAGGCAUUCAAUAAUGCUGGUCCAAAGAACACUACCACUUUCAAGAAGAAGAAGAAAGGAGGCAACAAGGACAAGGAUCCUUGCUUUGUGUGCGGAGGACUUGGCCAUUGGGCGAGUAACUGCAAGGAGCGCAAAGGAGGACAGAUUCGGCAAAAGUUUGCAAAUUUGACCAUUGGCAACAAUGAAGAUGCAGGCAGGCCAUCAGCUCCUCAGUGAUGAUGGGGAACGACGCCCAUGCUUCUGUUCAUGGUGUUGGCACGGUGGAUCUGAAGUUUACUUCGGGAAAGAUCGUGCAGCUGAGGAACGUGCAGCAUGUGCCCUCCAUUCAGAAGAAUCUUGUUGGUGGAUCCCUCCUUUGCAAGGACGGAUUUAAGUUAGUGUUUGAGUCCAAUAAAGUUAUCGUGUCUAAGUAUGGACAAUUUAUUGGUAAAGGUUAUGAGUGCGGAGGUUUGUUCCGCUUAUCCCUUUUGGAUUUUUGUAAUAAGGUCGUGAACAGCGUCAAUUCUAUUAACAAUGAGUCUAAUGUUUGGCAUUCA
Molecule: messenger RNA, 646 nt
Organism: Brachypodium distachyon (stiff brome)
Lineage: Eukaryota; Viridiplantae; Streptophyta; Magnoliopsida; Poales; Poaceae
Exons: 2
Coding region: 63-326 (87 amino acids)
Molecular function (GO): nucleic acid binding; zinc ion binding
Source: RefSeq, a predicted model, not a curated record